CCCACCUCCCCCCCCAAACACCCCCCCGGCGAGCACCAUGGGAUGUAACAUGUGCGUGGUCCAGAAACCGGAGGAGCAAUAUAAAGUGAUGCUGCAGGUAAACGGGAAGGAACUCUCCAAACUGUCUCAGGAGCAAACUCUGGAGGCACUGCGCUCCUCCAAGGAGCCCCUGGUGAUCCAGGUUCUGAGACGCAGCCCCCGCCUCCGGGGGGAAAACUCCUGCCACGACCUGCAACUGGUGGAUAGUGGCACUCAGACCGACAUCUCCUUCGAGCAUAUUAUGGCACUGGGCAAGCUGCGUCCACCCACACCGCCCAUGGUCAUCCUGGAGCCGUACGUCCUUUCUGAGCUCCCCCCCAUCGGCCAUGAGUAUUAUGACCCAGCGGAGUUCAUGGAGGGCAGCCAACAGGAGGCAGACCGUGUGGAUGAGCUGGAGUAUGAGGAGGUGGAACUGUAUAAAGCCAGCCACCGGGACAAGUUGGGCCUGAUGGUCUGUUACCGCACAGAUGAUGAAGAGGACCUGGGGAUCUACGUCGGAGAGGUAAAUCCCAACAGCAUCGCAGCCAAGGAUGGCCGGAUCCGUGAAGGGGAUCGCAUCAUCCAGAUCAAUGGAAUGGACGUCCAGAACCGGGAAGAGGCAGUGGCAAUCCUGACCCAGGAGGAGAGCACUAAUGUCUCACUGCUAGUGGCCCGCCCCGAGACAGAGCUGACCAAGCGAUGGAAGGACAGUGACCGAGAUGACUUCUUGGAUGACUUUGGCUCCGAGAACGAGGGAGACCCGCGGACUCGGAAGCCGAAAUCUCCCUCUUCCCAACAGCCCGAAAAGGUCGUCGAGAAGGGCACCCCGGAGGCAGGCCCCGGUCUGAGCAACAGCCAAGAACUCGACAGUGGGGUAGGCCGGACGGACGAGAGCACUCGCAACGAGGAGAGCUCGGAACAUGAUCUACUGGGGGACGAAGCCCCCAGCGCCACCAACACCCCGGGCAGCUUACGCAAGUUCGGCCUCAAGAGCGAGGCCCUGCAGAGCCGCGACUUCCACUUCAGCAUGGACUCCCUCCUGGCCGAGGGAGCCGGGCUGGGGAGCGGGGACGUGCCGGGGCUGACCGACGAGGAGUACGAGCGGUACCGGGAGCUGCUGGAAAUCAAGUGCCACCUGGAGAACGGCAACGAGCUGGGCCUGUUCUUCCCCCGCGCCGGGGCCGGCAACAACGCCCUCGACGUCAACCGCAACGAGAGCAUGGGCCACGAGGUGGCCAUGUUGGAGGAGGAGCUGCGGCACCUGGAGUUCAAGUGUCGCAACAUCCUGCGGGCCCAGAAGAUGCAGCAGCUGCGGGAACGCUGCAUGAAGGCUUGGCUGCUGGAGGAGGAGAGUCUCUACGACUUUGGAGCCGGUGAGCCCAAGAAGCACGAGCUCUCGGACAUCACGGAGCUCCCGGAGAAGUCCGACAAAGACAGCACCAGCGCCUAUAACACGGGCGAGAGCUGCCGGAGCACCCCGCUGCUCCUGGAGCCCCUGCUCGACAGCCCCCUGAAGCGUGGGGCCGACCCCAUCUUCAAGGCCGCCGGGCCCGCGGGGGAGAAGGCCCCCCCGGCCGCCUCCGCCAACUCCAACCUCAAUAGGACCCCGCCCGCCCCGGCCCCCGCCGCCCCCCACAAGCCCGGCCCUCUGGAAGCCAGCCCGGCCCAGUUCCGUUCCCUCUCGCGGGAUGUGGAAGGGAGCCGGAGGCAGCACUCGGAGGAGCGGCUCCGUCGCGGCCCCAAGGCCACGGGGACGCUGGAGCGGGCCGGAGCGGAGGGCAGCCCUUACCUCUCCCGGCGCCACCGGGGGCAGGGGCAGGCGAGUGAGCGCUACCACAGCUGCGUGCAGCUGGCCCCGACCCGCGGCCUGGAGGAGCUGGGCCAGAGCCCCCUGAGCCUGGCCAGCAUGUGCAAGGAUUCCCUGGGAAGCCCGAAGGUGGGAGGGGCUGGGGCGGCCGCCGCCGCCGAACCCCCCCGCAUGGAGUGGAAGGUGAAGGUGCGCAGCGACGGCACGCGGUACGUGGCCAAGCGCCCGGUCCGGGACCGCCUCCUCAAGGCCCGGGCCCUCAAGAUCCGUGAGGAGCGGAGCGGCAUGACCACGGACGACGACGCGGUGAGCGAGAUGAAGAUGGGGCGCUACUGGAGCAAGGAGGAGCGCAAGCAACACCUGAUCCGGGCGCGGGAGCAGCGGAAACGGAGGGAGUUCAUGAUGCAGAGCCGGCUGGAGUGCCUGAGGGAACAGCAGAAUGGCGAGAGCAAGCACGAGCUCAACAUCAUCGCCUUGAGCCACCGCAAGACCAUGAAGAAGAGGAACAAGAAGAUCCUGGACAACUGGAUCACCAUCCAGGAGAUGCUGGCCCACGGCACCCGCUCGGCCGACGGCAAGAGGGUGUACAAUCCCUUGCUGUCCGUCACCACCGUUUGACCGCCCCAGGCGGGCUCCAGCUCCGGGCCUGGAGGUCACCACCACGUGGACGUCCCAGGAGUGCCCGAAGCUGGGCCCCGGGGAGUGGCCGCAGGUGUGGACCGCGGGCCGCCCCGCCCCCGGGAACCAGGGCGUGGGGGUGUAGGUGUGUGGUGAACGAGGUUAAGGCCGGGGAUGGGGGCGGGGGGAGGGGGACCGAGGACAGGGCUUGCUUCUGGGGAGACCUGCCUCCGUGCCGGGGUGGAGUCUUCCUUCCCCCGAGUGCAGGUCGACCGGAAGGGCAGCCGGGCCCAGCCAACGGAGGGGAGAGGGAGGGAGGGAACACGCCAACUAUCUUUGGGGUAAGUAUGAGACAUCUAUAUCUCUGAGGGGCUGGGAAAGGUGGGAAACGGGGGAGGGGGACUGGAGCAGACUUUGCUGGGCACAGAAGAAAAUUUCCUCGGCUCGACCGGCCAGCACAGACUUAUUGCCGUCGCCCACGGCCUUGAGCACAGGAGGCUGGGCUUGGGGGUGGGCAAUAACCUCUGCCCUCCAGCCCACCCCACCCCCCUGUUUACCGACAGACAAGAGGAACCCUGGUUUUGUGGUCUUUCUCCUCCUUUUUGUGCUUGCCAAUGUUUGUUUUUCUGUUUUGUCUACCUGACCAUGUUCGGGAUGGGGGGAGGGGAGGGUUCCUCGGGGCAGAAGCCAAGUUGCCCCGAGGGACUUCUGGGAAGCAGGUCGGGUGGGGGCUGAGGGGUGGGAGGGCUGGGAGGGCAGGGUUGGGGAAGGAGGGAAUCGCAAAAGGCAGCUCAACUUGGCUCUGUUCUUGAGUUGCGGGGGGUGGUGGUAGGGAAUCACCCAUGGCCUGGGGAGCAUCAGGGAAUGGGUCUCACCUACUUGUGACGUUCCUUUCCCUUUGGCUGAGUGGAAGCCAGGAGAGAUAAACCAGUCCCAGGGGCAGGCCAUCUGAUGCCACCUGCAGCUGAAGAAUAAAGCGAACUCCGUUUUUACUCUGUUGCUCUUAA
Molecule: messenger RNA, 3450 nt
Organism: Ornithorhynchus anatinus (platypus)
Lineage: Eukaryota; Metazoa; Chordata; Mammalia; Monotremata; Ornithorhynchidae
Gene: PDZD4
Product: PDZ domain containing 4
Exons: 8
Coding region: 38-2443 (801 amino acids)
Molecular function (GO): protein binding
Source: RefSeq, a predicted model, not a curated record